Pisolithus orientalis is the source of this 1755-nucleotide messenger RNA. RefSeq names its product Di-sulfide bridge nucleocytoplasmic transport domain-containing protein. Gene Ontology annotation, cellular component: nuclear envelope; nuclear membrane. The record is from RefSeq and is a predicted model, not a curated record. Bases 85 to 1329 code for a protein of 414 amino acids. Gene Ontology annotation, biological process: nuclear envelope organization; lipid homeostasis. NCBI's taxonomy places the organism in Eukaryota, Fungi, Basidiomycota, Agaricomycetes, Boletales, Pisolithaceae. The transcript has 5 exons.
GGCACGAGCGCGUCGGACUCGUAAGACAUUUGACCGCUACACAUCGUGUCACUCGCUGGCCACAGGCUCUGCACAGAAGAGCGCAUGAAAGACAUGACGAACGCUCGUUCCAGGUCAACCGAGGCUCCCAUGGACUUUCAGUUUACGUCUCGGCCUAGCAGUGGCUCGACGCCAGCCUGGGCCGUGCCUACCAAUGGCGACCCAAGCACCCCGCGAAAACGUACGUGCUCUAUUAGCGAUUGUGUUUCAACCUGGGAGAAUUCAUCCAUCGAAGGUCCUUUUCAAGAUCUGGGCUCUGCGUCACCCGCAUUCCCUGGAUCACCUCUCACGCCAAUGUUUGGCGAGAAUCGAAAUGUGCCAUUCAUCUUCGAAAGCCGUCCACCUCAGACGAAUCCAUCACCGCCAUGGGCCCCACCACCAAAUUUCUCGCCUCAAAAAGUAUUCUCUCAGCCACAACCUGCUCAGGAGCUUCGUGAUGUCGACAUGUCGGAGUUGAGCCCUCCGAAGCCUGAUGAAAGCGAGAAGGAAAAUGGACGAGCGGUCGCCACCGGUGCUAUGAGAAGGGUGUUCAAUUCGAGGCGUAAGGCGCGUGCCAAGAUGCGUGAUCAUGCAGAUGGCUCGAACGAUGAAGACAGUGAAGACGACCGGGAUAAUGCUAGAUCCCUGACCCGAACUACGUCAACUCACUAUACCCUCAACAUGCCUUCAGCCUCGGCUUCUCCAUCGGAUACACCGUAUGUCCUGCUUGGCUAUUUGCAGUUUUUCUUCAAUCUCUCGCUGGUGCUGGUGUUCCUGUACCUGCUGGUGCAAUUCAUUCUUACGGUCCAGCGUGAUGUAGAACACCGCAUUUCGGAAUAUUCCAUGGAUAUCGUUCAGGAGAUUGGCGUUUGCGCUGCUCAAUACAGAAAUAAUUUCUGCGGAACGAACCAGAUCCCUGCCAUGGCACAGCAAUGCGCUGCCUGGGAAACCUGUAUGAACCGUGAUCCGACGACGGUGGGUCGCGCUCGCAUCGGCGCUGAACUAAUUGCCGAAGUCGUAAAUGGUUUCGUUGAACCUAUCAGUUGGAAAACUCUAGCUUUUACAUUAACGUCCUUAUCCUUCCUAACGUUGUUCGUUAACUCUCUAUUGUCCCUUUACCGGUCACGUCAUAACCCAACUUCGCCCCCACCGCCUGCAUCCUUGGCCGUCCCACCUGGUUUUCGUCAUGCUUAUCUCCCUUUGGGUAACGCUCAUUUCGCGGGAUCUCAGAAGACCAAAGAUGACGAAUCGUCAGAAGAUGCACCUCGCAGAAGGCGGCUGGAAGGCGGGCAGGCCGUUAAAGUGAAGUGACUGAUAUAAAUUCCGAUCAAAAUCGACAACGUACUCUAGUACUUACAUACAACAAUGUCAUGCCAGGAACUACAGCACCAUACCGUACUCAUAGGUUUCUUUGCAUUCUUCUAACCGUCGGAUGAAUUACUUGCGGUAAUCCAUCAUUUUCCCGGCAUUCAGUAUGCACAUUGAUAAGCGGGUUAAAUAUAUACCCCUUUCUCUCUUCCGCCCUCCCUCCGUUUGCUAGAGCAACAGACCGUAUAAUUAAUACAGAAACAACGUUGGUCAGCCAACGAGGACAGGCGUUAGCCUUGUUUUAGCAUAGUGAUGACGUAUCUGAGUUCAUGUAACGCAAAAUCGUCACCAUGCCUAUAGUCGUAUUUUCGACACCCCCGUGCAACGCGGUGUGAGAUGCAUUUUGGGUUAGCAGUAGAGUGGGGUGUG